CAACAUUCGAUUCUGCUUAUAGAUUAGUACUUAUUAAGAGUACUAAAGUAUUUAUUACAAGUAAUUACUACUACUAUUAUGAUGACGAUGAUUCUUACAGGACAAAAGAAAUUACAGUUACUCUAAUAGUACAGAUUAUUAUUUAUUGAGCUGAGGUGGUUUAUAAAUAUGGGAUGUAAAUGUAAUCCAUUCCUCCUCAUUAACAAAGGCUUGAUUUUUGGUUUUCCCUCCCUUCCUCAUCAUAACAUCAAUUCUUAUUUCCUCUUCUUCUCCUUCUUCUUCAACAAAAAGGAAUAACAACCUCCACAAGAAAUACCAUUUGGCCUUAUUAUUUAUCUCUUUCUUUUCCCUCUCUCUUUCCUUCUUCUUCAAACAAGAGAAAGAGAGAGGUCAUUCAUUCUUCCCCAACUUUGAUUUCAAAUGUAAAUCUUCAUGGCCUUCAUGGGUUGCUAUGAUAAUCAUCCUGGAAGCCAUUUGAUUUUAACAUUUUGAUCAAAAUCCAAUCCACGUUGGUUCCCCCUUAACACAAUUUCUAUGGAUGUUAUUGCAUAGGUGAAACCAAUAUGGAAAGCCAACCAAAUUCAGAAAUGGAAGCGAAAGUUGAAGAUAUGAAGGAACAGGGCGAAACAGAGGAAUAUAAUAAACAGGAUGGGGAAAAUCAAGAACAAGCAGCAGGAGGAGAAGAAGAAGAAGAAGAAGAAGAAGAAGAUACAAUGUCUGAAGAAACUUUGGAGCACCAGAAAAGUGGUAAUACUUUCGACCAAUCAUCACCGAGGGGUGUUUUCGAAAUACCCGUGUCAGGAAGUUCAGAUUCUGAUCACAGCAGCACUGAAAGGAGCAGUAGUUUUGGGUCGUCAUCAUCUUCGGAUGAGAAAUCUUCAUCGUUUAUACAUAAAGCUUGUUCUUUUAAGGAUGGUCAGAAAGUUGUGCAGUGGAAGACUUUGUUUGAUACGAUAAAGAGAAGGUCUGUGAGGAGGUUCUCUAUGGUUCCAUUGCUGGCCGGAGGACCGGAUUUUGGUCGGAAGAGUACGAGGAGAAAGCUUGGGAGGAACCGGAGUUCUGAGGAAAGCCUUGAUUGUGGGGAUAUGGUUAUACCAAAGCCUUCAUGGCGGAAUUUCAGCUUUGAAGAACUUUCUCAAGCCACUGACAAUUUCACCCCUGAUAAGUUGAUUGGGAAAGGAGGGCAUGCUGAAGUUUACAAAGGCAGUUUACCUGAUGGUCAAAUUGUUGCUGUGAAAAAAAUAACCAAGAAAGAGAAGAAUGACGAGGACAGAGUUGGUGAUUUCUUGUCUGAGCUAGGGAUUAUUGCUCAUAUCAACCAUCCUAAUGCAGCCAAGUUAAUUGGAUUCAGUGUGGAUGGUGGUCUGCAUCUUGUCCUACAAUUUUCUCCUCAUGGCAGCUUGGCUUCAGUACUACACGGUUCAGCAGAAAAUCUGGAAUGGAGAACAAGGUAUAAGGUUGCCAUUGGGGUGGCUGAAGGGUUGCAGUACCUUCAUUGUGAUUGCCAGCGGCGCAUAAUUCAUAGAGAUAUUACGGCCUCAAAUAUAUUGUUAACUGAAGAUUAUGAGGCGCAGAUAUCUGAUUUUGGUCUGGCUAAAUGGCUCCCAGAAAAAUGGGCUCAUCAUGUGGUUUCUCCCAUUGAAGGCACUUUUGGAUACAUGGCUCCAGAGUAUUUCAUGCACGGAAUUGUGAAUGAGAAGACUGAUGUAUUUGCAUUCGGGGUUCUGUUGCUAGAGCUUAUAACUGGUCGUCGUGCUGUCGAUUCAUCCAGACAAAGCCUUGUGAUGUGGGCAAAACCGUUGCUGGAGAAGAACAAUUUAAAAGAAGUAGCAGAUCCUCAACUGGGAGAUAAGUUUGAUGUUGUGGAUAUGAAGCGAGCAAUGUUUACUGCUUCAAUAUGUAUUCAUCAUCUACCUAGCUUGCGACCCACCAUGAAGCGGGUUGUUCAGCUAUUGAAAGGGGAGAAAGAGCCAUUGGAAGUGAAGCAGAAAUCGAUGGGGGGAAGAGCGCUGCUUUUGGACGCCUGCGACUUGGAUGAGUACACCUGUUCGACGUAUCUCAAGGACCUUAAUCGUCACAUGGAACUUGUUAUGGAGUGAUGAAAUGAUCACUUCAUAUGUUCCAUUUGAUGAUGCUGCUCAUCUGAUCCUGAUAUUGUCUGUGUGUAAAACGUGUAUGUAUAGAAAAGCCUCAAAAUCGAACCAUCCCCAUGCCUUUUCGGUUGUAACUGUCUUGGAGAGAUGAAAUUCACUGAAAAUGCUCUAUGUUGUUUAGCUGUGAACACCACAUCAAAUGGGGGAAAGAUUUCUCAUUUGUUUCAUCUUUUUCCCAAGGUUGUUUGGUUGCUUGUAAAGUAUGCAACAAAAAGAAUUGAAUCGCAACCGAAUGAAAUGAUGCAGGGUAGCCAUAAACACUUGGAUUAAAAAUUAUUGUUGCACUUAUGAUACCAGGGAUUGUGUUCUAUAACUACUUAUUAGGAUUAUCCCCUACUUCAACUUGCAAAUUGCGAUUUAGUUUGACAGGGAAUUGGCAUCAAUCGGAGAAGACAAGUUGACUCGGG
Molecule: messenger RNA, 2560 nt
Organism: Oldenlandia corymbosa var. corymbosa
Lineage: Eukaryota; Viridiplantae; Streptophyta; Magnoliopsida; Gentianales; Rubiaceae
Source: the annotation of a GenBank genome assembly